AUACAUUCUUGUAUCAAUAUAUUCCACAUGACUUAUUAGCAGGAAUAAUUGCAGGUCAUUUAUAUUAUUACUUAAAAGAAAUAUAUCCUGUAGAUGGUGAGAUAGGAUUAUUAAAUACUCCAAGUUGGUUAUAUAGAAUAUUCCCACGAAUUUCAUAUCGUCCACCAAAUUUACACAAAACAGCGAUUUAUGUUAGAUUGGUAUUUUUAGAUUGGGGGUUAUUUGGUUUACUUAAUUUAUGUAAUAUGAUGAAUAUCAAUCGUCGGAAUAUCUAUGAUUUAUGGAAUACCUUUAAUUUAUAUCAUAUCCUUGGUGG
Dentiscutata heterogama is the source of this 316-nucleotide messenger RNA. The record is from the annotation of a GenBank genome assembly. NCBI's taxonomy places the organism in Eukaryota, Fungi, Glomeromycota, Glomeromycetes, Diversisporales, Gigasporaceae.